CUCGUCACUCUCGCGAGAGCUUUGAGGCUGAAGCGCGGAGGAACCUUUCGGGCGGCGCCAUUUUCUUUUCCCUGCCGAGGUGGGACGGGCGGACCUGUGACCGAGCUCCCAGGAUUUACCAGCCGAAGCCCAGGCGCAAAAGGUGUAGCAUUAAAGCAGAGGACGCACCUUGAGCAGCAGAGGCGUUGUUUUCCGCUGCUGGAACUGAACUCGGCUCACAGUCCUUUCACACGCUCCAAGAACUUGGACGGCCUGCAAGAGCCUCCUGGAGCCCAGGAAGCAAGGCGGAGAGCUUAAAAUUAAGCUCUGUCUUGCUUCACAGUCAAGAUUGCUCAUAUGAAGGUGGUUCAAGUAUCGGAGUUUUUGCAUAUGAAGUAUGUUUCUGACCAUAGCACGGCUUCGAAACCGCAUUCCUGGGAGUCAGUGGAUUGGUAAACACAGACGGCCGAGGUUCGUUACAGAGAUAAUGAAACAGGGUAUCAUCAAGAGGCUGGAAAGGGAAGCUGAAAAUGAAUAUUGGCUGAGCCGGGCAUACAUGACAAAAGACCAGGAGUAUCGCCACAAUGCAGAACGCAGACGUUUAUGGCGGGAAAGAGCAAUGGCUGCAGAAAAAGCUAAGUUUCCAGAGCAUAAGUAUGCUACAGAACAUCUGGGUCACCUUAAUGUGACCAAGAAAUGGACAGAAGCUUGAAAAACUUAAGUUGGCGUUCAGCUGGACUGCUUGCAAUUGCUGACAGUGGCAACCACCAGUUAUGUAAGAAGGCCUGUAAAUAAAUGUAUUACUCUUCA
Molecule: messenger RNA, 789 nt
Organism: Podarcis raffonei (Aeolian wall lizard)
Lineage: Eukaryota; Metazoa; Chordata; Lepidosauria; Squamata; Lacertidae
Gene: MRPL57
Product: mitochondrial ribosomal protein L57
Exons: 4
Coding region: 377-691 (104 amino acids)
Biological process (GO): mitochondrial translation
Cellular component (GO): mitochondrial ribosome
Molecular function (GO): structural constituent of ribosome
Source: RefSeq, a predicted model, not a curated record